ACGCCCGCCUCCAUGUUCCGGCCGCCACCAGGAAGCGUCGGCCCGAGGUCGCGGUCCGCUCGCUGCGAACGACGUGCCGGCCCGGGAGUCAAGGACGCCGAACGUUGCGAGCGCCUCCGUCCGUGGGCGCGGAAUGAAGGCGGGCGCCGUGGUCCCUCAGUCGGCUGACUACGGCGGCGGUCAGAGACGCCAGCCGGCGGCUGCUUCCUGGUAGCCACCGCCGCCGCGUCGCCUCGGGGCCUGCGCGCUUCCGGCCGGGCCACGUGACGGCGCGCGCACGUGUUCCGGUCUGUGCGAGCCUCCUGCUGCCGAGCUCGCCGCCGCCGACGUGCAGCCCCCCGAAGCCAGGCCGGGCCGGGGCCGGGGGUCCGGGGGGGCUCCCCGCCGCGGCGGGCGGCCAUGAACCCCAGGGGCCUGUUCCAGGACUUCAACCCGAGUAAGUUCCUCAUCUACGCCUGCCUGCUCGCGUUCUCGGUGCUGCUGCCGCUGCGGCUGGACGGCGUGCUGCAGUGGAGCUACUGGGCGGUGUUCGCGCCCAUCUGGCUGUGGAAGCUGCUGGUGAUGGCGGGCGCGGCGGUGGGCGCGGGCGUGUGGGCGCGACACCCGCGCUACCGCACCGAGGGCGAGUCGUGCGUCGAGUUCAAAGCCAUGCUCAUCGCCGUGGGCCUGCACCUGCUGCUGCUGCUGUUCGAAGUGCUGGUGUGCGACCGGCUGGAGCGGGGCACGCACUUCUGGCUGCUGGUUUUCAUGCCUCUCUUCUUCGUGUCGCCCGUGGCCGUGGCGGCGUGCGUCUGGGGCUUCCGACACGACCGCUCGCUGGAGCUGGAACUGCUGUGCUCCGUCAACAUCCUGCAGUUCAUCUUCAUCGCGCUGCGCCUGGACCGCAUCAUCCACUGGCCCUGGCUCGUGGUGUGCGUGCCGCUGUGGAUCCUCAUGGCUUUUCUGUGCCUCGUGGUGCUCUACUACGUGGUCUGGUCCCUCCUCUUCCUGCGCUCGCUGGAGGUGGUGGCCGAGCAGCGACGGACGCACGUGACCAUGGCCGUGAGCUGGAUCGCCAUCGUGGUGCCGCUGCUGACCUUCGAGGUGCUGCUGGUGCACAGGCUGGACGGCCACAACGCCUUCUCGCACGUGGCCAUCUUCUUGCCGCUCUGGAUCUCGCUGCUCACGCUCCUGGCCACCACGUUCAGGUUCAAGGGCGGCAACCACUGGUGGUUCGGCAUCCGCAGGGACUUCUGCCAGUUCCUGCUGGAGAUCUUCCCCUGCCUCCGGGAGUACGGUAACAUCUCCUACGACCUGCAGCACGAGGACAGCGAGGAGGCCGACGACGCGGUCACCGCGGGACCGGAAGGCCCCAAGCUGGCGCCCGUGUUCGGCAAGGCCAGAGUGGUGACACAGAGCCCGGGGAAGUACGUGCCCCCGCCCCCCAAGCUGAACAUCGACAUGCCGGAUUAGGCCUCCUGCUCCUCGGUGUGUGCACCGUCACCAGCUCGGGUCUGCCUUUGCGUGCAUGUGCCCCCCGGGGGACCCUACCUGGUCACCUCCGGGUGCGCUCUGUACCAGCCAGCCCGAGGCCCGGCUGUGAACAGAGGAGGUUGGGUUCCUGUGUGUGUGUGUGAGAGUGUGACAGAAGGGGGUGUUGCUUGCCAGGUUGCUGCUGUCACAGCCAGCCCUCCAACUUUCCCCCAAGCAGGGACACAAGUUGAGGUACCCUCCCAGGGUUCCUCAAAAGGAAUAACUACACAGCUGUUGGGGUAGUUUGGGGGUUUGUUUUUGUGAAGUGCUACUAUGCCUGUCAAAAGUGUUGUUUAAAAAAACCCUAUUUUUAUACAUGGCUCACCUCUGUUCUGAGGUUGUGCCCAUCCUGACAGGUGGCCGUGCCGAGCGCCAUCCUGCCCCCUGCACCUGCCGGGUCGUCCCCGGCAUGCUCACUUUUGUCCCGGUAGCUUUCCUCACGGCUUCCCAAGCAGGUGGACUUUGUUCUCACGGCGUUGCGCCCAUGCGCGUAUUCAUGUGAACGAUCUGUCAGUUGUGACCUCUGGCGUUGAAUUCGGGUUCUUUGCAGGACAUUGUAUGGUGUGUUUUUUUUUUGGGGGGGGGGUUUUGUUUGUUUUUUAAGUUUUUCUGUAAAGAAACUUGUCAACGGCAGGCGUCGGCCCUGGCUGUGUUCGUGCGUGUGUCAUGCGGGGGCCAAGUGGCUGGCAAGGGUGGCACACUU
Messenger RNA from Ochotona curzoniae (black-lipped pika), 2215 nucleotides. It is a transcript of the gene TMEM185B, whose product is annotated as transmembrane protein 185B. The record is from RefSeq and is a predicted model, not a curated record. The transcript has a single exon. The coding region runs from base 400 to 1452 and encodes 350 amino acids. NCBI's taxonomy places the organism in Eukaryota, Metazoa, Chordata, Mammalia, Lagomorpha, Ochotonidae.